Molecule: messenger RNA, 1542 nt
Organism: Mangifera indica (mango)
Lineage: Eukaryota; Viridiplantae; Streptophyta; Magnoliopsida; Sapindales; Anacardiaceae
Product: UPF0301 protein Plut_0637-like
Exons: 3
Coding region: 281-1300 (339 amino acids)
Source: RefSeq, a predicted model, not a curated record
CUUGUUUCAAACUGGAUUCCUUUCUCAUAUUUUCUGUUUUGAAUAUUAAAAUAUUGGGGCCUAAGAAUAUUUGUUUUCCCGUUAAGAAUUAUUGUGUAUUUAUUAUGUAGAUUCCUAUUUCCUCAUUAUAUAUUUUGUGCCUGUAUAAAUUGUAUCAUUCAGACAAUUUAAUAUAUACCAAAAAUACAAUCCUUUUCAUAUUUUAACACUUUCCAAGAAAAUUGAAAACAAAAAUAGACUCCAACACAGCGGAAAAAAUAUAUAAUUUUCUUAGUGGAAAAUGGAUCUGUCGACUGUUCAGGUGAAGAACACAAGCUUAACCUCCGUUUGGAUGAUGAGAAACUUGAAACCCAGCUCGGGAAAUUUGGGAAAAGUUGGUGUUUUCGACAUCAGGCUUUUGAAAACCAGAGUCCUUUUUUCUUCUAACGUUUAUCAUCAUUCUUUGCUUGUCAAAGCUAUGGCUAAGAAGAAUCACGACAACCCAUCUGGAAAUGGUGAUCGAGAGGGAGAUAAUUUGAAACGUAAUAAUUCUUCAGACAACAAAUCCAAUGACACUGCAUCCCAGAAGUCCCAUCACAUAAACUUGGACUGGAGGGAGUUCAGAGCAAAUCUUUUUGCUCAGGAACAGGUAGAAAAGACAGACUCUGAUCCUCAAAACCAAUGUGGGACAACUCAUGAGUCCAGACCUCUUGGCCUAAAAUGGGCCCACCCUAUUACAUUUCCUGAGACAGGCUGUGUCCUUGUUGCCAGUGAAAGGUUUGAUGGGCAUAGUACAUUUGAGAGAGCUGUUGUUCUUCUAAUUAGGUCUGGAACAAUACAUCCAGAGGAGGCAUUAGGAGUACUGAUUAACCACCCAUUUCACAAAAGGGUCAAGCACAUGAAACCUGCAAAUAUUGAACUAGCUACUACUUUUGCUGAUUGUUCAUUGCACUUGGGUGGACCUGUGGAUGACAAAGUGUUUCUUUUAAAAACAGGGCGGUCUAAACUUUCUGGGUUUGAAGAGGUAAUUCCUGGCCUAUAUUUUGGAGUUCAAAGCAAAUUGGAUGAAGCCGCAGGGCUAGUGAAGAAAGGGGUGCUUAAGCCUCAGGAUUUAAAAUUCUAUCUUGGUUAUGCUGGAUGGGAGCUGGAUCAAUUGGGAGAUUAUAUUGAAUCAGAAUACUGGUAUGCCGCUUCCUGUAGCUCUGAUUUUAUCUUUGAUGCAUUAUCGGUUUCAUCAUCAGAAAAUUUAUGGGAGGAAAUUUUGCAACUAAUGGGCGGUCACUAUUCAGAAUUGAGCCAGAAGCCAAAGCAAGAUCUGUAGGUACAUUUUAGCUUAAUGGUUUCACCUAGGAUUAAAAUUAUAUUAUCAUUUAAGAUAUAGAACCAAAGUAUCUGUGAAGCCAAAUGUACAAAAAUUUCACUGGCUUUUUCAGUCAGUAGAUCUCUUAUUCAUGUUUUUCCAACGUAAGAACUUUGUUAGUGAAUAGCUCUUGUAUGUAAUAAUACAUAUUAUCUGAUUAUGCUAAUUAAAAGUCUCUGUCACAGUCAGGCAAUUUUCUUGAA